Messenger RNA from Anas platyrhynchos (mallard), 4812 nucleotides. It is a transcript of the gene FBXO21, whose product is annotated as F-box protein 21. The record is from RefSeq and is a predicted model, not a curated record. Gene Ontology annotation, molecular function: DNA binding; protein binding. NCBI's taxonomy places the organism in Eukaryota, Metazoa, Chordata, Aves, Anseriformes, Anatidae.
GGGGGUGGGAGCCGCUCAGGUAAACACCCAAGAUGGCGGCGGCGGCGGGAGGAGGAGGAGGAGGCGGUGGCGGCGGCGGGCGGCCGGGCCUGGCGGAGCUGCCCGGGGAGCUGCUGGAGCUGAUCCUGUGCUGCGGGGUGCUGGGCGCCGCCGACAUCGGGAGGGUGGCCUGCACCUGCCGCCGCCUGCGGGACGCCUGCCAGCCCCGCGGCAAGGUGUGGCGGGAAUGCUUCCGCCUCAGGUGGCCAUCGCUGCUGAAAUACUACAGCCACACAGACGGUGUUAGCUGGCUUGAAGAAUACAAAGCGCGGCACAAUGCUGGACUAGAAGCCCAGAGAAUUGUAGCUUCGUUCUCCAAAAGGUUCUUUUCAGAGCACGUCCCCUGUGAUGGAUUCAGUGACAUCGAGACUCUUGGAUGCCCAAGUCACUUCUUUGAGGAUGAGCUGAUGUGUAUCCUUAACAUGGAAGGAAGGAAAGGCCUCACCUGGAAGUAUUAUGCAAAGAAAAUUCUCUACUUCCUACGGCAACAGAACAUAUUAAAAAAUCUGAAGGAGUAUCUUCAACGCCCUACUGAUCAGCAGUCAUUUUUAGAGGGUGCCGUUUUAAUUGACCAAUAUUGUAACCCGCUGUCAGACAUCUGCUUAAAAAGUGUCCAGGCACAGGUGGAUGAUAUCACUGAUAAAGUGCGCAAAGUCCUUCGGACGAAAAAUGCGAGGCACCCCAGCUUGGCUUCCAAGGCAGGAGAGGUCCUGAUUCCAGAAGUGGAGCUUCAGCGGCAGGUACUUGAUGCUAUGAAUUGUGUCCUGUAUGAGCAGUUAAAAUACAAAGGAAAUGAGCUGGAUUACUAUAACUCCCUGAAUUCAUACAUUCACCAGGUUUUGAUCCGCAGGACAGGAAUUCCCAUCAGUUUGUCCGUGCUUUAUUUAACAAUUGCCAGGCAGCUGGGAGUCAAACUUGAGCCAGUCAACUUCCCUAGUCAUUUUCUGCUGCGAUGGUGUCAAGGAAAAGAAGGAAGCACAGAUAUUUUUGACUACACUUACAUUGACGCCUUUGGGAAGGGGAAGCAGCUGACCGUGAAGGAGUGCGAGUACCUUAUAGGCCACCACGUGACGGAGGAGUUCUAUGGGGUGGUGACUUCGAAGGAGGUCCUGCAGCGCAUGGUGGGAAACCUCUUAAACCUGGGCAAGCGAGAAAGCACUGAUCAGUCUUAUCAACUCUUGAGAGACUCGUUGGAUCUGUACCUGGCCAUGUAUCCGGACAAUGUGCAGCAUCUAAUGCUCCAGGCUAGGUUAUACUUCCACCUGGGAAUCUGGCCAGAAAAGGUUCUGGACAUCUUGCAGCACAUUCAGGCCUUGGAUCCAUCCCAGCAUGGGGCGGUCGGGUACUUGGUUCAGCAUACCCUAGAGCAUAUUGAGCGUCGGAAGGAGGAGGUGGGACCCGAGGUGAAGCACCGCUCGGAUGAGAAACACAAAGAGGUCUGCUUUUCCAUUGGGCUGAUUAUGAAACACAAGAGAUAUGGCUACAACUGCGUCAUCUACGGCUGGGAUCCUGCCUGCAUGAUGGGACAUGAAUGGAUCCGAAACAUGAAUGUCCACAGCCUCCCACAUGGCCCCCACCAGCCUUUCUACAACGUGCUAGUGGAAGAUGGCUCUUGCAGAUACGCUGCUCAAGAGAACCUGGAAUACAACUCUGAGCCUCGGGAGAUUCCUCACCCUGACAUCGGCCGCUAUUUUUCCGAGUUUACCGGCGUUCACUACCUAGCAAAUACCGAGCUAGAAAUUCGGUACCCAGAGGAUUUGGAGCUGACGCGCGCCACAGCUCAGAAGAUCUACAGUUCAGGCAAGGAGUGAGCGCAAAAGGCGUUGUGAGGACAGAAGCAGCCAGAGUGUAGCUUUGCCCUCUUCUGCAAAACUUGCCUGGAAGGCAAGUUUGGUGACAAUCCUUUGGCUUUAAUGCAUUGAAAACUGCAUUAAACUUCAUAACCGGUGCUAUAGCAUCUUUCCGUUGCCUGCCUGCCCAUUCUGGCCCACGGGGACACGUCGGUAGCUGAGGCCAGGCAUAAGGAUCUCGCAGGGACAGUCGUGCUAGGGAAGCGCCUUGUCCUACGGAAAGAUUUGCCCCUACUGCUCGUUCCGUGGUCGUCUUGCCUAGGAGGUUGGCUCAGUGAGACCCCUGGUGUGGAAUAUUGGAAGAAACUCCAACUUCCAGAGAAGUUGCUUGUCCUUGCAAUGUUGUGGGGUUUUUGUUUGGUUGUUUUCGUUGUUGGGUUUUUAUGUAUAUCUCAUGCAGGUGAUAGUUUUUAAAGCCUCCUCCGUCUGACUGUGUCUCCUCCGGUCUGAAUCUUUGGUCGGAUUGUGCUUCACCUCUGUAGUCUGAUUGUUCACAGAGCUACUCUUCCCAUUCUGAGCAUCCUUACGGGCUGGGAAGGAGCCCCUGCAGCAAAACCAGGAGCAGCAGCAAGGUUUCCAGGGGUGCCAAGCACCGUGGUAACACCGAGGUCCAGCCGGCCACCUCACACCUGACACAGACUCUCCUAAAGCAGAAGACGAGCUGCCAGCCCUUUCCUGCGCCUGCCAAACCCACCCAGCCCGUGUUCUUACCUUGUUCUUUGUUCACUGUGUGUGUUCUUGUGACCUGAGUGCUCCCAGGAUGACCCUGAGCCCCUCGGCACCGCUUCGGGGCAGCUCGGAGGUCGCUGUCGGAACAACCCCACGGCCCAUGGGGAGCUGCUGGUCACCGCUGCCUCUGGGCUGUGGGUAUUUAUGCAAUACAGUGGGAUCGGGACUGGAAACGGGCCAGCCCUGGAGACAGCCCAGCAGCGUGUGGAAGAGAGAUGUUAAUUCCUGCAGCUCGAGGCCUUUUUCCUUUUUGCCAAAGGAGAGCGGAUUUUGGUGGGGGUGGAGCAGGGACACGCACUGCAGUGCCCAGAAGGGAAGAGGCUUAGCAGCUCCGUGCACGUGAAUUUCCACACGGCUUAAAGGCCCAAACAGAGUCACUGCAGAGAAGGUUUUCCUCUGCAUUCAGGUAUUAUGGGGUGCAGAAUGACAUAUCCAGAGCUUGCAGAGCUCUGGUUCCUGAAGCAAAGCCUGCAGGCUGGCUGCAGCAGCGUGCCCUGUCACUUCGCAGUUACACCGUAGCUCUGUCAGAGAGUUAGGCACCGUGCCCUGUUAGGUGGAGGCUCUUAGUCUAUUAUAGCACUUCAAAUAUCACCACGUGCCAUCCCACACCCCUCCUCCUGAGAGAAUGCUUGACCUGCAUGCCACCCUGCUGAAGUACAGAGCACCGGUUAAAUAGGAGAAAUAAAUACUGGCAGCCCAGCGCUUUUCCCAGGGGAGCGGUGGUGGUGGUCUGCAGGAGCCGUGGUGCUUUACAACAGCCCUGCGUGGUGAGGGUGCUGUGCUCCGGGUACCACUGCAUCUUUCAGUAGCUGUGUACUGAAAUGAAUUUGGAGUUGGGGGGACGAAUUUCCUCAGAAGCUGAAUGGAUCCAAGUGAAAGCAGGGCAGGAAAUCAUCAGGCAAAACCUUAAAAUCCAUCCCUCUUGGUUUUGAGGGUUGGAGUAGAUAGACUUUGAUCCUACAACCCUUUCUGAGGGUUGAAAGCAGAUCCCAAAGCAUCCUGACAGGGAUGCAAGGUAGGGAAUGCAACACGAGGUCAAUGCUGGUGGUUUGGAACAGGAGCAGGGCUCCCCGUUCCCAGCCUCGGCUCUGAUGGUGCCCUGGGGCAGUGUCCGUGUCAGAGCAUUUCCUGGGGCUCUGUGUGUCCCUCUGCCAGUCUGGUGGCACCUUGCCCCUCACAAGCACACCCAGUUACCACGCCCCGAGCUCCUGUCUGAAUGCCAAGUAGAACCGUGCCAUAACAAAGCCUAACAGAGCUGCCCAAAGCUGCUCUGAAAACUCCUGUGUUCCUCCUGCAGCCUGGGGGAUGGCGGUGUUGCUUGAUGUGGGCUCAGUCUGUAACUAGUCUUGGGGAGGGGGAAUUGCCCCGUGAGUUUGUGCAGCUUUGGUCCCACCGUGUGUUUUCCUAUGCACCCGGUGGCUCCCCUGUCCCCAUCUCCUCUCCUGGCCAUGCAGCCGCCGUUUUCCCAAGAAGGCAGGAGAGGAUCCCAAAAGUUCCCUCCCUGUGGUCCGUGCGUAGGGUCUGGGUCCCCAUGAGCGAUGUCCGUGUGCUCGAGAUGUGUGUCACGCCUCACCACCUGUCCUCUCUUGUGUCUGUGCAGAGCUCACUUGGAAAAGGGGCUGUUUUGCUUCCAGGAGGAGGUGGAAUUACUGCAUGAGCUCCCAAAAAAGCCCAGCCUGGUGGGCGUGGGGUGGCACCAGCAGCCCCUGGCUCCCCUGGGGCAGGGGGUGCAGCUGAUGCCCCUUUUCUCCCUCGCCUUUUUGUGCCAUAAGCUGGGGCAGGGCAGGUGCUGUCACCUCAAAAUAGCUUUCUGGGGAGUGAAGGAAAAAAUAAUAGAGGGUGGAGGGGGAAGAGGAGGCGUGGAGGCAGCAGGGGGGAGGCAGGCAGUAGCAGGAGGUGCCUGACCUGGGGGAAAAGGGAAAAUAACUGUACAGGGAGACGGGCUGUGGGCUGGGUUAGAGCAGGGCAGGGGGCUUGUGGCUCCCCUGUGCCAUGGGGCAGAGCCCCUCGGGCAGGGAGCAAGGGCUGGGGGCUGCAGCCUCCUCGAGAGGUCCAUCCUGGUGCUGCUGCUCCGGAGGGAGGCCGGGGAGCUGCAGGUCCCCCUGGCAGCGUGGGGCAGCCUGGAAGCGAUGCGGUUCCUUUCCUCUUUGUGCGUGGCUUCAAAUAAAAUAAAGCAAACCAUCCCCCCUUGGUA